Molecule: messenger RNA, 1045 nt
Organism: Drosophila innubila
Lineage: Eukaryota; Metazoa; Arthropoda; Insecta; Diptera; Drosophilidae
Product: elongation of very long chain fatty acids protein F-like
Exons: 2
Coding region: 97-903 (268 amino acids)
Biological process (GO): fatty acid elongation, saturated fatty acid; fatty acid elongation, polyunsaturated fatty acid; sphingolipid biosynthetic process
Cellular component (GO): endoplasmic reticulum membrane
Molecular function (GO): fatty acid elongase activity
Source: RefSeq, a predicted model, not a curated record
AUGUGUGAGAUAUCAACUGACAUAUUUGUAUAUACUAGAACAUUUUGGUUUUGACUGUGAAUAACUUUGGCAAUACUUAGUAGCUGAAAUUUGGGAAUGGAACUACAAUUCAAUUUAUAUAACAUAUUAAACAGACCUCAUGCUGAUCCCAGUGAGCUAUUUCUCUGCUCCAGUCCUUGGCCCAUGCUCAUCAUAACAUCGUCUUACUUGUUCUUUGUGCUAAAGCUGGGGAAAAAGAUGAUGGUAAAUCGGAAUCCAAUUGACCUACGAAUGGUUCUCAAGGUGUACAAUCUCAUGCAAAUCCUCUACAAUAGUGCACUUUUGAUAGGGGCAUCUUAUUAUCUCAUCUCUCUUAAACCUCACAACCUGAGUUGUCUGACAGUAAUGACACUGGAUAAUCCCUUAAAGAGCACAGAUCGUAUGCUCUCCUAUGCGUAUUAUGUCAACAAGUUCAUCGAUUUACUGGACACGGUUUUCAUCGUUUUGAGAAAGAACUACAAACAGAUAUCAGCCCUGCAUUUACUGCAUCAUCUAUAUAUGCCAGUUUGCGGAUACUUUAUAAUACGAUUCAAUGGCUUCGGUGGUCAUAUUAUAGUCACAGGACUUCUUAAUUUGUUUGUUCAUAUCGUCAUGUAUGGUUACUAUUACCUUGCAUCACAGAACUCACUUAACAAGCGAAACCUAUGGUGGAAGCAGUAUAUUACCAUCCUACAAAUGGUGCAGUUCGUGAUCAUCUUUGCGCAUAGUGCUUGGACUCUUACUCAGCCAAACUGCCAAGUAUCUCGUCCCCUAAUCUAUAUGGUCAUCUUUAUGUCAGUAAUUAUGUUUACUAUGUUUUCCAACUUUUUCAUACAUGUCUAUGUUCUGCCCAAGAGAAAAAUUGUUGAAGAGAAGCUUAAGUAAUUUUAAAAAUUCGGAAUAGACUUGCGUUGGUGAAAAUAAGGUUUCAAUAUAUUUUGCGUUACUACAUUUUGUGAACUUUUAUAAAAUUGAAGUGGAGAAAAUCUCAAAUUUAAUAAAAAGUUAAUUUAUAAAUUUAUUCUAA